Messenger RNA from Homalodisca vitripennis (glassy-winged sharpshooter), 1712 nucleotides. Its product is annotated as chitobiosyldiphosphodolichol beta-mannosyltransferase-like. Gene Ontology annotation, cellular component: endoplasmic reticulum. The transcript is spliced from 5 exons. The coding region runs from base 361 to 1578 and encodes 405 amino acids. NCBI's taxonomy places the organism in Eukaryota, Metazoa, Arthropoda, Insecta, Hemiptera, Cicadellidae. Gene Ontology annotation, molecular function: mannosyltransferase activity. The record is from RefSeq and is a predicted model, not a curated record.
AUAUAUGUUUGUUGUUAUACACGUCACUUGUUCAACUAAUAUUAUUUUACCAUGCAGUCGUACAAAGCAUAGUAAUGUGAGUAAUGAUUUAAGUUCAAUUUUGGCGGUUUAGGUUGUGGAUAUUCAUAUUUUUGACGUGUACAUGUGUUUUAAGUGUAAGGUUAAUAAUCUACAUUUUAUAUAUAGUAGUAUGAUAGGAACUGGAAAUAUGGAAUGAUGUGAACUUUGACAUGAUUGAAAGGCAGGCUGACUGCUCAGUUGUAAUUUUAGGAUUAUGUGGUGUAAUUGAACUGUUGAGAGUAAAAUUCAUGAACACAACUCAGAAGUGAUUUACUUGCUUCAAACAAUUGUUUGAUUAAAAUGGUGUCUAAUGUUAUCGUAGUAGUUUUAGGAGAUAUUGGGCGCAGUCCUAGGAUGCAAUAUCAUGCUUCUUCCCUUCUCAAAGAAAGAUUCAGUGUGAAAUUGAUUGGCUACGGGGGUUCAAAACCCAUAGAAUAUCUUAAUUCACAUCCCAGCUGUGAAAUCAAGACAUUGACUCAGCCACCACAAUUUAAUCAAUAUUUGCCUGUGUUAGCUGCAUACAUUUUGAAAGUACUAUGGCAAGUACUAACACUGAUUUGGAUUCUUCUGAGGAGUCAACGUCCCCAACAUCUUAUUGUUCAAACACCACCAGCAAUUCCAGCUCUGGCCGUAUGUUGGUUUUACUGUCGCCUUGUAGGGGCAAAGUUUGUCAUCGACUGGCACAACUAUGCAUUCUCUAUCAUGGCUUUGACUCAUGGCCAAGGACAUAAACUAGUUAGAAUUUCCGAGAAAUUUGAAGGUUUCUUUGGAAGAAGAUCAGAUAGUAAUCUUUGCGUUACUAGGGCAAUGAAGGAUGAUUUAAAGAAAAGAUGGGAUAUCAAAGCAGUGACCCUAUAUGACCGGCCACCUGAACAUUUCGGCUCACUGACUCCCGAGGAGAGGCGUACACUGAUGGUAAAAUACCCGGAGUUGUCAUCGCAGCUGGAUGAAACUAAGCGGCCUGCUCUGCUCGUCUCUAGUACCAGUUGGACCGAAGAUGAGGACUUCUCCAUAUUGUUGUCAGCUCUGCAAGAUUAUGAUCGUUCUGAGGAACCGGGGCUGCCAAGAUUGUUGUGUGUGAUCACUGGCAAGGGACCACUGAGAGACCUGUACAUGCAGCAAGUGAAAGGACAAGAGUGGUCCAAAGUAACCGUGAUCUCAUUGUGGCUUGAGGCCGAGGACUAUCCUCGAUUGUUGGCCUCGGCAGACCUCGGAGUCAGCCUCCACACGUCAUCCAGUGGCCUCGACCUGCCCAUGAAAGUUGUGGAUAUGAUGGGCUGUGGUCUACCUGUUACUGCUUAUAACUUCUCUUGUUUACACGAACUGGUUCGACACAAGGAGAAUGGGCUGGUGUUCAACGACAGUAUGGAAUUGGCUCAACAGCUCCAAGACUGGUUCCGUGAGUUCCCGUCCAACAAAUCCAGAGACCAGCUCAGUCCAGCCAUCCAGCAGCUACAGUCCCUCAGGUGGCACGAUAACUGGAAGAUACAAGCUCUACCGCUGUUCUCACACCAAUAGACUGCUUUAUAAAAGACAAUUGCAUUUAUGUAAUGAGGGGACCAAUGCCACAAACCUCAAAAUAAUGAAUGUGGUAAAACUUGUUAAUUUUAUAUUUGUUCUUCAAAAGUCAAAUAUACUCUAUUAUAAUUUUA